Labeo rohita (rohu) is the source of this 5333-nucleotide messenger RNA. It is a transcript of the gene jag2b, whose product is annotated as jagged canonical Notch ligand 2b. Gene Ontology annotation, molecular function: Notch binding; calcium ion binding. The record is from RefSeq and is a predicted model, not a curated record. Gene Ontology annotation, cellular component: protein-containing complex; plasma membrane. Lineage: Eukaryota; Metazoa; Chordata; Actinopteri; Cypriniformes; Cyprinidae. Gene Ontology annotation, biological process: establishment or maintenance of epithelial cell apical/basal polarity; Notch signaling pathway; multicellular organism development.
AAGUGAUCAGACGGAGGGAGAGAUCAGCCCAGACCAUCACCGCGCAAACACACCACGCUUGUGAAUUUUUGCAUGUCAGGAGCGGAGGAUCCUGUCGCCGGUCAACGGCCGUUUUCCAUCUCGUAUUCAUAACGCAUAAAAUCAGCGGCAUGUGGAAUUGUAUCAGGAUUAGGAAUUGGUUCCCAAUCGCGUGCCUGCUGUUAACGAUAUGGACGAAGGUGUCCCAGUCCUCUGGCUAUUUCGAGCUGCAGCUGAUUGCUGUAGAAAAUGUAAACGGUGAGUUGUGGGACGGGGAAUGUUGCGACGGCUCACGGAACUCUCAAGACCAGCGCUGCGUGCGGGACGAGUGCGAUACUUACUUUAAAGUGUGUCUGAAGGAGUACCAGUCUGAAGUCACCACCACUGGGCAGUGCACCUUUGGCUCUGGAUCUACUGACGUUCUCGGUGGAAAUAUAUUUUCUUUUAAGACUGCAAAGAACAACCCCAGCAAAACGAGCGAUGUGGGAAAGAUCAUCAUUCCCUUUCACUUCGCCUGGCCGCGAUCCUACACACUCAUCCUGGAAGCCUGGGAUUGGGAUAACUCCACUCAGAACACUGGAGAGGAGAAUUUGAUCGAGCGACACAUUCACGCCAGCAUGGUGAAUCCCGGCGACCACUGGCAGUCCAUCCGGCACCCCGGCAUCACGGCCCACAUUGAGUACCGCAUCCGGGUCAGGUGUGAUGAGAACUACUACGGGAGUAAGUGCAACAAACAGUGCCGGCCAAGAGACGACUACUUCGGCCAUUACCGCUGCGAUCCGUCAGGAAAUAUCGUUUGCCUAGAUGGCUGGAUGGGAGAGGACUGCCGGACAGCAAUCUGCAAGCAAGGCUGUAAUCUGAUUCACGGAGGAUGUACGGUGCCUGGAGAAUGCAAGUGCAACUACGGCUGGCAGGGCCAGUUCUGUGACGAGUGUCUGCCGUACCCCGGCUGCUUGCACGGGACCUGUGUCGUCCCCUGGCAGUGCACUUGCGAGAAGAACUGGGGCGGUCUGCUCUGCGAUAAAGAUUUGAACUACUGCGGCACGCACCAUCCCUGCGCCAACGGCGGGACCUGCAUGAACUCAGAACCGGAUGAAUAUAACUGUGCCUGUCCCGAAGGGUACUCGGGCAAGAACUGUGAAAUAGCUGAACACGCAUGUGUUUCCAACCCCUGUGCGAACGGAGGCACGUGUCACGAAGUCCCGACCGGAUUUGAGUGCCAGUGUCCACCAGGCUGGGAGGGACCCACUUGUGCUAAAGACAUGGAUGAAUGUGCCUCCAGCCCGUGUGCGCAAGGCGGAACAUGUAUCGACCUGGAAAAUGGCUUUGAGUGUGUCUGCCCUCCGCAGUGGGUUGGGAAGACCUGUCAGAUCGAUCUCAAUGGCUGCCAUGGACAGUGCCAGAAUGGAGCAACAUGCAAGGAGCUGGUUCAUGGAGGUUACCACUGUCAGUGUCCUCCAGGUUUUGUGGGCUUGCACUGUGAAGUCUCAAGGAACAAAUGUGCCAGCGGUCCUUGUCAAAACGGCGGCCGCUGCCAUGUCAUUCUGGACAGCUUUGUUUGUGAAUGCCCGCCUAACUAUGCAGGGAUGCUCUGUGAGGUGGAGAGUCUGUCUCACCCAAACCCCUGUGAGCCGAACCCUUGUCAGAAUAAGGCUUCGUGCUACAGCCUGCCGGGUGACUUCUACUGCGCCUGUCCUGAAGACUACGAGGGCAAGACCUGUGAAAACCGCAAGGACCACUGCAAGACAACCCCAUGCCAAGUGAUUGACAGCUGUACGAUUGCUGUGGCGAGUAACCGCUCAGAUGGGGGUGUGAGACACAUCAACUCUAAUGUGUGUGGUCCUCACGGACGCUGUAUCAGCCAGCCAGGCGGCAACUUCACCUGCACCUGUGAGCUCGGCUUUACAGGAACUUACUGCCAUGAGAAUGUAAACGACUGCGUGAGCAAUCCGUGUCGAAACGGAGGCACCUGUAUCGACGGGAUCAGCUCUUUCCAAUGCUUCUGUCCGGACGGCUGGGAGGGUGACCUCUGCGACCUCAAUGUGAACGAGUGUAGUCGGAGCCCCUGUAAGAAUGGCGGCCGCUGUGUGGACCUGGUCAACGACUUCUACUGUGAAUGUGCCAAUGGCUGGAAAGGAAAGACCUGUCAUUCACGUGAAAGUCAGUGUGAUGCCACCACUUGCAGUAAUGGAGGGACCUGCUAUGACCACGUAGACGCUUUCCGCUGUGCCUGCCCUCCCGGUUGGGGAGGAAGUACAUGCAACACAGCGAAGAACAGCACUUGCGCGUCCAGCCCCUGCCUGAACGGAGGAACUUGCGUGGGCGGUGGUGACACGUUCACCUGCAUCUGUAAAGACGGCUGGGAGGGGCCCAUCUGCGCUCAGAACAUCAACGACUGCAACCCUCACCCCUGCUACAAUGGAGGAAUCUGCGUGGACGGGGUGAACUGGUUCCGCUGUGAAUGCGCCCCUGGAUUCGCUGGACCCGACUGCCGUAUCAAUAUUGAUGAGUGCCAGUCGUCACCCUGCGCCUACGGUGCCACCUGUGUGGAUGAGAUCAAUGGCUUCCGAUGUGUCUGUCCGCUCGGUCGCACCGGACCUCAAUGCCAAGAGUUCAUUGGCAUUGGGAAGACGUGUCACUAUGCUGGACUUCAGUUCCCGCAUGGCAGUCGCUGGGAGGAAGAAUGCAACACUUGUCAGUGUGUUAACGGCAAAGUGGAGUGCACCAAGGUGGUGUGUGGCCGGCGGCCGUGCCUGUUGCCAGGGACGCCAGGGCGAGAGAUUCACUCCUGUCCAGGAGGUCGUGAAUGCCUGGAGCACAACUUCCUGACGUGCCUCUCUCCCCCUUGCCACCAGUGGGGGUUUUGUUCAAGGCCUGAAGCCACCCCAACCCUCCAAACCAAAUGUGAGCCCAACUCAGUCUAUCUGGACAAGAGCUGUGCUCGCAUCACCCUUAUAUUCAACAAGGAGAAAUUACCCACAGGAACGACAGUGGAGAACGUCUGCUCAGAGCUGAGGUAUAUGCCUGCCACGCGUAGCCUGGCGAAAGAUCACGCGCUGUUGGUUCUUUGUGACCUCUCCUACAAAAACCAGGACGCAGUAGAGGUGGCAAUUUCCUUCCAGCAGGAUGAGCAGCCUAACCACAGUCAGAUCCAGGAGGCAGCGAGUACCAUCGUCAGCACGCUGUCCAAGCGGCACAACAGCACCGUCAUGCUUGCCGUCAUCGAGGUCAAAGUGGAGAUGCCGGUCAUGUCCCAGCCAGUGGACUACCUGGUGCCCAUCUUGUGCGUCGUCCUGUGCGUACUCUGGGUCUUCUGCGUCAUCGUCUGCGUGUGGUGGACCCGUAAGCGUCGAAAAGAGCGCGAGAGGCGGGAGCGCGUGCCCAUGGAGGAGAGCGUCAACAACCAGUGGGAACCGUUGAACCCCGUGUCGCGGCCGCAGCACAAGGACAACCGGGACGCGCAGUACGAGCGCACCAAGCUCAUGGCCUCCCCGGACCGGACCUGCACAAGCGGGGAGGACGAGGAGGAGAUGGAGGAGGAAGAGCUGGAGCUGGUGGAAGAGUGGUGCGGGACGGAGGGGGGCAAGCGUCCCAUCCAAAAGUACUCUAAACCUGCAGCGCGGACCAAGAACGGGCUGAUCUGCACCACGCGGAGCAGCGGCAGCAGCGGCGGCUGCAGCAGCCCUUCCCUCAAAGCACCCUACUGGACAGGCUUCAGCCCAAAGGACAACAACUGUAAAAAUGUCAAUAACGCCACUGCUGAGCACAAGGAACAUUGCGUAUGAGCUCCGACCGAGCAGGACGAGGAGACCAAGGCCAUCUCAGAAACUAAGACUGAGUUUUUUUUCCCAUGUGUUAUUUUUAUUUUUGACUUCUCUGAGGCUGAUAAAGUGGCAAAUUUCUUUCUUUCCUUUUUUAUGUACAGAGGAAGCAAAUUAUAUUUCAUUAUAAGGAGGCGGUGAGAAGCCUUGCUUUUGUUUUUCGGAGAAAAAAAAAACUGCUGGAUUUGAAGCAGGACUAAGGAACACGUGAGACAACCCAUUAUAAAGACUUUUACGUUGUUGUUUACAAAUGGUUGUGCUUUUGGUUUCAUUUUGAGUGGCCCAAUUUCGGUGCAGACCACGUGCGGGAGGUGGGGGACGCUGAUUUCGGGGGGAUCCCCCUUCAACCGUUCAUCUGUUCUCCUUCCACGCCUGCCUUACCGAGCUCGUCGUCCAUGAGGAGGGCUACAGUGCCUAUAAAGUGGCCUUGUUUUUUCUGUCUUGGCUGAACGCUCUUUAAAAAACGGAUUGCAGUAUUUUGAGUCGGUCGCAAGUGCCUUCGGACAAGCCCCUCGGUUCUCGAUAGAUCACGACAAAGAGGAGAGGCUGGUCUUAAGAGCAGCUCCCAUUAUCACCAUCAAGGUAUUUGUUUAAACAAAGACAAGGGAUCUGUAAAUAUGUGUAUAUAAUAAAGGAGUCGCUGUGUAUAUUUGAAUUUAGUAACUUAAGUCACUUUUUUAUUAUUAUUAUUAUUAUUGUUAUUAUUAUAAUUAUGAUUUAAAAAUUAUGAUUAUUAUUGUUUUUUGUCUUUUUUUUUUUUUUUUUUUUUUUUUAUACACCAUUCCUUUUAUUUAUGCCAGUUGAUAUGGCAGGUUUUGUAAGAUGUAUACAGCGUCCCACAGUCAGAACAAAAAUAUAAUCAGAAAUCAUCCUAUUAUGUUGUUGGUUUUGUUUUCACUAGACACCUAUACGAUCGUGUGCUGUAUUGUGGCGUGUGUGUUCGCCUCUUUGAAGAGCCCUAUUCCCUUUCCACACCUGUCCUUUCUUGCUGAUCAUAAAACCAUGCUGCUUGUUUCUUGUAAAGAUGCUGAUUAUGAUGUCCAGCUGUUUGUUUCCUCCUUUUUCGUUUGUUCGUUUUGGUUUGGUUGGAUCGCAACUUCAUGAAGGGAACAAUUAUGUUGUAAAGCAUUUGUACUUGAGGUACCAGCUCAAAGAAAUGGAUCACCUCAGAAACGACUGGCUAUGAUUUGAGUUCUUUCAUCAUGAUGUUAAAUCGAAGAUUUCAUUUUUUGCUGAUGGAAAAAUGUUCCUGAACAAUUGGUUCACAAGUAAACAAGUACAAAUAAGCAAGUUAAGCUCAAUGUCCGUUAUGGAAGGGAAACGGGGUGGAGCUGGAGUUGAGUUUCUUCUUUUGUUUUGUUUUUUAAAAUGUAAUUUUUUUGUACAGAAGAAUUGCUCUGAAAACUUAUUUGGUUCAUUUAGUGGAAUUUAUGUUUGUUCUUAGAAAUAAAUCAAACUAUUUAUUAAAGCAUUUUAUAACAAUGUGCUCGAGAA